Molecule: messenger RNA, 780 nt
Organism: Symbiodinium pilosum
Lineage: Eukaryota; Dinophyceae; Suessiales; Symbiodiniaceae
Source: the annotation of a GenBank genome assembly
AUGUCCGAAACAGCCUACAUCUUCUCAACCUCCCUGAACCCUAAGCCACAAGGUCAGAAGAUCAAGCAGUUGGAGCAGAAGUGGGGCUCAGAAGUGAAGGCUCUGAAGCAGGACCUUCACCGGACGAUCCUCGCGCACAAUCACAACUCCGAUUUGAUGCGCCACCACCGAGACGCGCUAGACGAGGCGCGCCGGAAGCUUGACAGCCAACCUGCCCCGAAGGCUGACCAGGUGGACGCUCAGAUUGACAAAGUGGACCGGAUGCUGAGGGCUGGCGCCGCCAAGCAGAGAGCACUAGAUGCUCUCACUGAGCGCCUGACCCAGCUGGAGUCACAGGCGGCGCAGAUGUUUCCGCAAACGCCUGGCACAUAUAGCACGACAGCUGUUCCACCAGGUUUGUCUGCGGCCCCCGCAGCUGCAGUUCCGAAGAAGCCGGGGAAGAAGGAGGGCGAGCUGCCUAGCGAGCUUGAAGUCCGUGCGCAUUUGGAGAAGGCAGCCCUCGGGCAGGGCAGCAGCUUCAACGCAGAGGCGCCUGUCUUCGUCCCUCGUGGAGCUGUGGACGUAGACGCCCCCAAGGCUGCGGCAGUCGCCAAGGCAGAUGCAGGUGCCCCCAUUACCCUGCCCGUUCCCGCGGGAAGCCUGGAGGUGCUCCCAGAUACAGGUGACAAGGAUGAGGCAGCUGUGAUCCAAGGCGAGGGGAUCACGUCACCAGAAGACCCGGCGGAGGCUGAGGAAGCCUCCGCAGAAGCCGAAGAGGCUACAGCUCCGGCCGCAGCGUGA